This is a messenger RNA of Colius striatus (speckled mousebird), 1288 nucleotides long. Its product is annotated as transmembrane and ubiquitin-like domain-containing protein 2. Lineage: Eukaryota; Metazoa; Chordata; Aves; Coliiformes; Coliidae. The record is from RefSeq and is a predicted model, not a curated record.
GGGCCAUUGCUCCUGAGCCAUAAGUUUUGCCUCCUGGAAGAAGCUUUGCUAUUGCAGAGGUGUUGCUGCCUUCCCUCCCCGCACCAUCAGGGAGGCACAGGGUCUUCCUGGGGAAGUUGAGCCAGAAAGCAAGCUACUGGGCUGGAUGGGGGAGUCCUGACUCCUCCAACCGGCUCCAAAGAUGGAGCUCCCCACUGACACCUUCAUCCAAGGGGUGGGGGAUGAGGUGACAGUGGUGGCUGGUAUAGUGAUGCUGGUCCUGGUGCGGCUGUCCACUUAUGUUGCUGACAGCAGCAACCAGCUUUUGGGAACAAUUGUGACAACGGAUGCAGCUAUUAUCUGGCUUGGCCACGUGGAGCGGGUCCCUGAAAACCCAGAAGAGAAAACAGAAGAGGAAGGUGGAGCAGUGUCAGGGCCAGUAGCAGAGCAGGGGGCUGGCAGCAGCCCCCCUGACCCUGGCCUAGAGCAGCUGCUGGUCAUCCAGAGAUUGCCUAAAAGGACCACAGCUGCUGAGCCCAGUGCCCCAGGUAGCCAGAGGGAGCCACCUGCCCUGAUGGGGAGUGAUUUGUACUCUGGCAUCAUCAAGAUCUGGCUCAAAUUCCUCAAUGACAUGGAGGAGGACACUGUGGGGGGCCUCAAGAGCAAGUAUUUCCUGGGCCAGGAGAGCCAGAUAAAGUUCAUAUACCGUGGGCACCUGCUGCAGGACCAGCAGCAGAUGCUGCGUUCGCUACACAUCACAGACAACUGCGUCAUCCACUACCACCGCUCCCAGAGUGCCACCAACACCCCCACCUCCCUGCCCAGUGCUGCCACUGCCACACCAGGUGCCAGGGGCCUCCCCCUGGGUGCAGGGAACCUCAUAGUCCCCACCGUCAUGGUGGUGCUGGCAGUUGUCUGGCAUUUCUGGUCCCCCCCAUCCCCCAGGGACCAGCAGUGCUCAGGUGGUGCUUUUCUCCACUGUGGCAUUAUGGUGACUGCAGCUGGUGCAGCAUGGAGCUUGGCCCACCCUUCCCAAUCUUGCUGCUGGACUUUGCCCCCCCCCAGAAGGGGCUGUGCUCCCCCCAGAUACUGUCUUCCUCCUCCUCCCCCUAAUCCCAAGCACAGAUCAGGGGAAAGAUCUCAGCCUGAGUGAACAUGUUGAAGGUACCCAGGGCUCCGCACUGGGCUGCUGCUUCCUCCCACAGACUUUUUAAAGGAAAUAUAAGAUGUAACAUCAGCCCUCCCCUUGCUUCUGGGAAGCAUUCAUUAAAAAACAGGCAGCCCCAAGAGCAGAGUCUGGUAAACUGUG